GACAAGAAGCAGGCUAAGGGGAAGGAGCGGGAGGAGCGGAUCAAGGAACAGGCCGUGCUCAACUGUCAGGCUCCCCGGCACCUCGAGAUGGUCACGCUGAAGGCUGCGCUCAAACUACGCGGCCUGGCACUUCAUGAGAUUGCUGCCGAUGGAAAUUGUAUGUACAAUGCAGUCAACCACCAGCUGUCCUGUCGCAACUUGGAGUCUUCCAACAAGGAGCUGCGAGAGAAGACGGCGGACUUCAUGAGAUCUCACAGAGACGACUUCCUGCCAUUCCUGACUCACCCGGACACCGGCGACAUGUUGACUGAGGAACAAUUUGAAGAAUACUGUGAGAAAACGUCAAAAACACCGAUGUGGGGAGGACAGAUUGAGCUCCGUGCCCUGUCCGAAGUGUUGCAAGUGCCAAUAGAGGUCAUCCAGGCUGACACACAACCUCUUGUGAUCGGAGAAAGUAUGAAAGCUGACCCCUUGACCCUUGUGUACCACCGACACGUGUACAGACUGGGAGAACACUACAACUCUGUGUGUCCGCUCACCGCCCAGGAGGAGGAGGCGGAGGAGGAGUCGGGAGUGCAAUGAUGACGACCAGGAUUAGCUCUGUACAUAUUCUCAUCACAGUUCUGUACCUUUGGUAAUAACUGAUCUGUAGCCUACGUAUUGUUGUCACAGUUCUGUACAUGUAUAUAUUGCGACGUCCGUGCUUUCAUGUUGCACCUCCAUUUUCAAUAACGUUGAAAACAGUUCAUAACAAAGAGUGAGCUGAAGAAGUCACAUUUUCUCUGUUAGAAAAAAUGGAGAUACGACAAGAAAGCACUGAGGUCGCGAUAUGGUAAUAGCUGAUCUGAACAUAUUGUCAUCCCAGAUCUGUUAUUGUAGUGAGAAUCUUUUCCUCUGUGCUGUGAAUGGUGCUCUCUGUCGGUGUGAGUGGUGUUGGUGAAAUAGUUAAAGCGUGUGUGUGUUUGGUAUGAGCGGAGGCAAGUGUUCUUCACAUUUUGGUGAAUGAGUGGGGAGUGGAGUUUUCGCUGUGUGACAAUGUAACUUGACACAUUGUUCUGUUCAAUUGUUUUCCUUGUUAGAUACAGCAGACCAAUUAUGUUUAUAACUUUACUGUAUUUCUCACACUCCCUUGGUUGUUGUUGGUUGUUUUGGGUUUUUUUGCACUCUCUGUAUUUGUUUGUGUGGGGAGGAGGGGGGGGGGUAUAACUGUAUGCUCUUGAACACAGUGUCAAUGGUGUAUUGUAAUGCUGUUUUGUUUUAGUACGAGUUUUAAGGCACUUGCCACACAUAUAGUCAUAUAUGUAGGCCUACUUUAGAACAGAGAUGGUUGAGAAAAUGACAAGAAGUAUUCAAUGCAUAAUGAGUUAGACAAAAAUCAUUUCGGUUUAAGAAUAUCAAACUCCAAAGUUUUAUUGGACAUCAAUAGAGUUUAGAAAAUAUCCCCAAAAUGCCAGCCCAAUGCAUUAAACCAACAACAUAGAAUCUUUUGCUUAGAUCUACAAACCAAAACACUUAGAAUCUAGAUUCUUUACUAGAUCUACCUAAGAUGGCUCGACAUAAAUCAUUUGACAUGUUUUUUUAUCCGCCUUUAUUCCAAAAAGCAAUUAACAUCAACUAGUAACCUAUGUGAAAAUAUUUGGAUCCAACUGUACAUAGUGUUGUCAGAUCCAUUCGUUACCAUGGAACAUACAUCUAAAUAGUAUCAAGCUUAGAAUGGCUUAUUUAUCCUUUGUACUUGUUUUUUAAGCCAUCCAAAUUUACCUUUCAAUUUUGGUAAGAAAAUACCCCCAGUGACUGUUUUUAAAAAAUCCAUAAAAGAAAAAUAAAGAGACAUCAUGGCUGCCAGUGAAAAAUUUUUCAAGCCCUGAAAACCCAGAUCCUAAAUUUUCCCAACCCUGAAAUAAAAAAAAAAAUAAAAACUCUUCCUGCCUUGCCGUCUGUAUGUUGCUCGUUGAACCAUUUAGUCGCCUUUUACAAUGCAUGCCAGGGUCCAGCAGUGGAUACCGUUCUUACUCCUUAUCCACAAGGAGGCAGAGUCCAAGCUCACACUUUCUUAAAGAAGGCAGUUAUGUUGGUGGUCUUAGUUUUUUUAAAGGGUCUUGGAGAUUGCCUGACUAAGGCUGUCAAAUUGGGUGUCGAUGAAGCAAGAGAUUGGUUUGAGACUGAUGGUGAACGGAGGGGUUGGUUUGAGACUGAUGGUGAACGGAGGGGUUGGUUUGAGACUGAUGGUGAAUGGAAGGGUUGGUUUGAGACUGAUGGUGAACGGAGGGGUUGGUUUGAGACUGAUGGUGAACGGAGGGGUGGUUUGAGACUGAUGGUGAACGGAGGGGUUGGUUUGAGACUGAUAAUGAAGGUAGGGGUCGGUCUGAGACUGAAGAUGAAGGUAGGGGUCAGUCUGAGACUGAAGAUGAAGUGAGGGGUUGGUCUGAGACUGAUGAAGGUUGUGACUGGUCAGUAAUGGAGGCUUUUCUUUUUCUGGACCUCACUGAUGGGGUUUUGGUCUGAUCUUUUAUGGACAUAGCAUAUGAUUGUGAGAUCAUACUUCUCAUGUCAACGGAGAUUGGAUAAGUUGACGCAGUAUACCCAGAGGCUUUCAAUGUCUGUUUCACAGAGAGAAGAGCCUCAAAGUUUUGUGCAGUCAUUCUGGUUCUGUCCUUCUCCAGAAUAUCAUCCAUUAUAUUGAAAGUCCCUUCAACAAUAGGUCCACUGAAACAAGACAGUUGCUUUCACCAACUUACUCAGUUUUGGAUACUUUGGCUGUCCUUGAACUUUGAUGUAGAACAGGUGACAAUACCAGUCUGAAUCAAUUCUGGUGCCCAAUUCAUCUUCGUCAUAUAUAAGGCAUGAGAGACAUCCGCUUGUCAGUGACAUACUCUCUCAGCUCUUGAUCAAGGGCACCAAGCUCACAUGAAUGUAGAACUUGUGGCAGAGAUUUUGCUAGAUUCAUAAGUGCUUCGUUGAGUCAGUCCUCUGCAUUUCAGGUGAUAAAACAGAGAGUCGAAUCAAAGUCUUAUUACUUAGAGGCAAGUUCUUCAGCUUUUCACAACCAUUGAUAUAUCCUUUUAGGAGGGCUUUGUGGAAAUUAGCCAACCAGAAUUUGAACUUCACAUCCUUUUGCAUGAUCAUAUGAUCCUCAUAUACAUCAGGACCAACUGACAGAGAUUUGUUGGUUAACUGGAUUGUUUCAUCCCUGCAGUCCAAUUCAGCUAGAUCUCUGGCAUUGUACUCAGGAAUUUUGGAAGGCUUGAUAAAACCUCUGUAGAAACCCUGGAGUACUUUGAAGAUGGAAGUGGGCCGGGUAUGUGCCAGUGGCUUUUCACUUUGAAACCUCAACACAUAACUUUUUAAUUGUCCAAGUAUUCCUUUAUAUAGCUUCAGUAGAAGAAGGCUCUUGUCUUUGAUCUUGAAAAGGAACAAGGCAAUGUUGUCUAAUUUUUUUAACACCAGCUGCAGAUUUGUUCUGGGCCACUGACUUCCAGAUAGACACAAGCUCAGACUGUUUCUGUUCAUCAAUGCCAUAUUUUGACAAAAAUGACAAAAGCUGCUGUUUGUGGCCUUUCUUUUCCUCUGCUGUCAAUGUGCCAUAUUAGUAAAUCCAUAGAAUAUCCCACAGCUUUAAGAUUCUUUGAGCAACCUCAUGCAAUUGGAGAAAUCUUGUUGGCAGAGGCCUAAGGUGGAUAACAAACAUGCAGACUUGCCCAGAAGAAUCUGUUGGACACUGUUUGAAAAGGCUUUUCAUUUUUGGAAAGGUCCUGAAUGUCAAAAUGUAUAGCACACAAUGCUGGUUGAAUUGGAUGGAAGGUCUCGAUUUCAUUAAACAUGGCAUUGGCACUGUUGUUGAUCAUAUGCACCGUAUCUCCCGAAAUGUCCAUCAGAUGGUGAUUUUUCUCCUUUCUCCUUGCCUCUACUCCACUAUUAAAACCUCUCAUCACGUUACAGAAGUCCAUGAGGACUGACGUCACCUGGUCCCAUUGGAGUUCAUAUUCUAGAUCUAUUCUAUAUUUGAAAUCUAGAUCUAGAUUUUCUAAAUAAAGAAAAAAAUGUUACUUACAUGGGAGCCUGCAGUUUCCAGUCACGGAGUUCAAACGGUUUUUGUGUCCAGUGUCAAAAGCAUGGUCACAAAUGGCUUUCUUCCCACUUUGAAGCAUACGUGAGGGUCUUCCCGCAAGCAACACAACAAUAUGCACCGGUUGUUCGACUUUCCUACACCACACAGAAACUUUGACAUCGUCGAAAAUUUCAUCAAACCAUUGCCAACACCUCUUAUUAUUUUCACUUUUCUCCAAUUCCUCCGUAGAAGCAGGUCUAUCUAGAAACUUCAUCUUCAAAAAUCAAACAGAACUUACACAGAUCUAGAAAUCUAUUUGAAUUUAUCGAGAUUGACGGUAGGCUAGCUUACGACACAACCACUCGCUGGCUUAGCUUUCGUCUCACUGACACUGAUCCCGGUUUUUGCGCGAACAGAUCUAACUACUCAUGAAAAUAAUCAAAGGGAUUAAAAAAAUCCGAUUUCUGGAAAUCGUUCACCCCUUAUUUGAGCCAUGUAAUUUAUUUAUCCUUUCGAUCCCGUGACCGGCGUUUCCGAUGAUCACAGAUCAGACAUACGAAAUGAAAUAUCGCAUCCGGAACUUGCAUGCUUAUCGCGAUACCAGUUUUUAAAAGUCCAUUACGCUUGGCCGGACUCGAUCGUUACCGGCCAAUUUUUUUUUCCGUUUUGAGAGACCCGAUGCCACCCGGAAAGUGAUGCUGUGAAAUUUUGUCAGCCCGGAUUUCCGGGACCCAUGGGCAAUAGAAAUAUGGUCAGUUUUCUGCGGAAAAUGAAAUACGGUGGAGUCCACUUAUAAUGAGUCCUGAAAAAACGAGACGUCUGUUAUGAAGACACUUUUCUAAAUCCCUGUUUUUUCCCUUCUUUACCUUUGUAAAUAAAAUACUGCUAUAGCGCAAUCAGACAAACACGCGAGUCGGUUAUAGCAGAAUAUUGCUGUUGCUGUGCACAGCCCAUUUAUAAUAUGUAAAACCUCGCCAUUUGAGAAACUUGGUGGUGAUCUAGCGAAACAAAGUAUGGGAGAGCCCACAGUGAAGGCCGGAGCAAAUGAGUGUGGAGGGUGUGGAAUGCACUGACAAACAUUGCAUAGCUGGAUAAGCAUAGGCCAGCCUAGUCUAGAUCUUCUAAGCCUACCAUGCAUCUCACUUCUCCUUUUCAGGAAAGUCUAGACUUCGUAGAGACCCAAAGGAAAUAUUUUAGAUGCAAAAAAUUGCAAGAUCUGUUUUCCGUCAUUGAUCCUAACAGACUUCUGGAUUUUAUAAAGGCCAUUGGCCUUUAUGGGAAGUUGUGAAUGGGAUUGUUAAAAAUUUUUAAUGUUAUUUGAAAAGUUGUUUUGAAUUAAUUUAUUUACAUCAAAUUUUUAGCAUUUUAGUAGAGAUGCUGACCAGAAUCAGGCUGUGCAGUGUACUGGUGCAAAUAGAACCAACCUUUUUCUCGUGCGCUCAUAUGACCUUAUGCAGUCGUUAGCGUCGUAAAACUCUUACUAAAACAAGCGACAACAGUGAAUGUCAUCAGAUGAAGUUUUGUUUUUGGGCAAGUUUUGUUUUCACAUUAAAAUGUCAUUACACCAGGUCUGUAUCACAACUUUCUUUUGAAUAUUUGAGCCUAGAUUAGAUGAAGUUUUUCUUCUGUUAACAUUUUUGUAAGUCCAAUCCCCCAGUUUUUCGUUUCUUCUCUGCUCUAUGAGUGUUUAGAAAUGUGCUUUUUAAUCUACUCAUUUGUUAAUAGCUGUUUUUUCUGCUGUUGCAUCUUUUGUUUGAUCUGAUUGCUCUAUGGCCACUGCUGGAUGAAUAGUAUUCUUAAGUUUACAAAAGCCAUUGGCUAUGAGGGUGAAAGAGUGCUGUUAAACCUGGAGUGUGUAAAUCAUUGUAUGUGAGGGUUGGAGAGGAGUGUGGAGACAGAUGUAUUUGUUCUGAAAGUCAUUGAUUGUGACAAAGGACUGAGGACAGCUGCUGUGGAAGUAAAUUAACAUGAGUAUGUGCACAAGAGUUUAGAAAGUGAAAGAAGAAGGGUCUGGUUACAAAUAUCAUCAAAUGUGCCAGAAGACUGCUACAUUGCUACAACAAAAAAGUUGAUGUCAAAAAUUUUGUUCAAUUCCUUCGAAAGUGCCUUAUCGUUUUUGCUUGAGACAGCUCUUCGAGUCCUUGAUCUCUCUUGAAAUUCCUAUUGUGUUUCUUAAUAUAAUUGCACCUGGUACAAUGUGAAAAUGCAUAAUUUUUAGCUUUGUGCCGUACUAUGGAGGUAAUGGAAAUUGGUUAAAUUUGCUGCUCCUUGGUGCCUACAUGAUGUUACAUUUACAUGUAAUGUAUGUAUGCACACAUAUGUACCAAAUUUGCUAUUAGUUUAGUGCUGGGCUUGCAGGCAAUCGAUUAACACAGAUUUUGUCUCGUGGACAACCACAUGCUCUCACAAAACAAAAUCAGCAAAAUGACUUUUAAAAAAUAGAAAAUUUCCCUUUUU
Aplysia californica (California sea hare) is the source of this 6505-nucleotide messenger RNA. RefSeq names its product deubiquitinase OTUD6B. Gene Ontology annotation, molecular function: cysteine-type deubiquitinase activity. NCBI's taxonomy places the organism in Eukaryota, Metazoa, Mollusca, Gastropoda, Aplysiida, Aplysiidae. Gene Ontology annotation, biological process: protein deubiquitination. The record is from RefSeq and is a predicted model, not a curated record.